Messenger RNA from Serendipita indica DSM 11827, 1188 nucleotides. Lineage: Eukaryota; Fungi; Basidiomycota; Agaricomycetes; Sebacinales; Serendipitaceae. The record is from the annotation of a GenBank genome assembly.
AUGCCACCCAAGAAAGCCGCCGCUCCUGAAAAAAAGGCAAUCCUAGGCCGCCCAUCCAACAAUCUCAAGAUUGGUAUCGUCGGACUUCCAAAUGUUGGCAAAUCCUCCUUCUUCAAUGCGCUCUCAAAGACGGACCUAGGCAAAGCAGCAAACUUUCCGCGAGCAUUUCAUCCUAUAGUUUUCGCCCAACAGCCCUCUAAGCCGACGGUCCCAUUAGAGGCUCGCAUCAUGGUCCCCGAUGCACGCUUUGAUUGGUUGUGUGAACUCUACAAACCUGCUUCCAAAGUUCCUGCUGCCUUGACGUGCAUCGACAUUGCCGGUCUGACUGCGGGCGCUUCCACCGGUGUCGGUCUUGGAAAUGCUUUCCUCUCCCACGUUCGGGCCGUCGAUGGCAUCUUCCAAGUCAUUCGUGCAUUCGAUGAUGCAGAGGUCACCCACGUCGAGGGCGACGUGAACCCGAUUCGUGACAUGGAGAUUAUUCAUACCGAACUCCGACUAAAGGACAUUGAGUGGGUUGAAAAGGCGCUCGAAAAUCUCAAAAAGAGCUCAAGAGCGCUCGGGAGCAAUUCACUCGCCGACAAGGCCAAAAAAGAGGAAAUCGCCAUCACCGAAAGAAUCUUGGCCGUCCUCAAGGAGGAAAACAGAGACAUUGAUGUCGUAAACGGUCUGAUGCUGCUCACUGCAAAGCCCGUCACCUAUCUUGUCAACUUGUCGGAGAAGGAUUACGUUCGCAAAAAGAACAAGUGGCUGCCCAAGAUCAAGGCCUGGAUCGACGAGCAUAACCCUGGGGACCUUCUCAUCCCCUUUUCCGUUGCUCUGGAGGAGCGGUUGGCACCAUUAGAGGGUCAAGAAAAGAAGGAGGAAGAGGAAAAGGCGGGUGCAGUCAGCGCUCUUCCCAAAAUUAUCACCGCCGGUUACGCGAGUCUUGAUCUGAUCCGCUACUUUACCUGUGGGCCAGACGAGGUACGAGCAUGGACCAUUCGCAAUGGCACAAAGGCCCCACAGGCAGCAGGCGUGAUCCACUCCGACUUUGAGAACAAAUUUGUGUGUGGUGAGAUCAUGUCAUAUGAUGACCUCAAGGAACACGGCAGCGAGGCUGCUGUCAAAGCGGCUGGCAAGGUCCGACAGCAGGGCAAACCGUAUGUAAUGGUCGACGGCGACAUUGCCUACUGGAAAGCUGGCCAGUAA